CGAAAAGGUUGCAUUCAGACAACGAAGGAAAUUAUAGCGACCACAGACCAUCACUCAUCAAAAUGUUCCCACUUGCUCCCACAUAAAAUUCAAGGUUGCAAUUUAUCGAAUUCUAUCCAGUGCUCGGUUCGCUUGCACUAGUGCAGUCGUAACUGAUGCACAGACAAACACAAACAACAUCGCGGUGAGUGUGGUUAAGAAUAUUUCCAUAUAAAGUGCUUGUUAUCCUCUCAAUUUUGUAGUUUGUGCCUUGUCGGGGGUGUGCUCAGAGUCUUCACAACAAAACUAUUUAUAACUGUACAAGUGAGCAAUAAUAUCUUGUUUCUGUGAAAAUAUACAUAUUUCGCUUGGAUCAUUUGGCAGCAGUAAACAGUUCUUUCUACUUCUACCAUAUCUCCCUGGCUUUAUCAGGUAUCUGACAACCAGACCUAAUAAUGAAAGAACUGUUAAAGCUGAAAAAAAACAAGAAAAAGAUUCCAAAGUUGCUUUCAUUCUAACACUUUUGGGCUUUCGUUCAACAAUCUAGUUUAAAUCAUACAUUUAAGAAACUCGACAAUCAAGAAGCUUACAUCUUCGAAAACCAGUCAAAAUGAUGGAAUGUGGCCACCCGUACGUAGCCAUCUGCCCUCCAAGACCACCCGUAAUCCUCCGAGAAGAUGAAUUUGGACUAUGGAUAGGAGAAACGUCAGUCAGGAGGUUCACUUGGAGGAGCAGGAGCAAUGUAGAGGUCCAGGUCAUCACUUAUGGUGCCACAGUCACUUCGAUCAAACUACCAGGUGCCGGUGGCCAAAUUGAUGACAUUGUUUUGGGAUUUGAUAACAUGGAAGGUUAUUUGAACCCAAUCAACCCCUACUUUGGUGCUACAGUAGGCAGGGUAGCCAACAGGGUUGGAAACGCAAAAAUAACUAUCGAUGACAUCACCUACAAUGUUUCUGCUAACAUAGGUCAACAUGCCCUUCAUGGUGGCUUUAAAGGAUUUGAUAAGGUCAACUGGAAUCAUCAUAUUUGUGGUAACAAAGUGGUAAUGAGCUAUCUCUCCAAAGACAUGGAGGAGGGAUACCCAGGAGACCUGUUGGUUAACGUAUCCUUCGAACUGACAGAAGACAAUGCAUUUCUAAUAGACUUCCAGGCUACAUCUACGAAACCAACAGUUGUGAAUUUGACGAAUCAUUCUUAUUUCAACUUGGCGGGACAUGAUAAGGGUAUUGAAGAACUGACGAAGCAUGAAGUUUGUAUCAAUGCUGAUAAGAUCACAGAGGUUGAUAAGGAUUCUAUUCCAACAGGUAAACUCCUACCCGUAUCAAACACAGUCUUCGACCUACGUAUCCCCACUGCUUUGGGCAAAGUCAUCGACAAAAUCCCAGGCUACGAUGGUUUUGACCACAACUUCUGUGUCAGCCAACCUUCAAAGCCUGAGGAAAUCUUUGUGGCCAGGGUGUUUCAUCCUACGUCAGGCAGAGCAAUGGAGGUGUAUAGCAAUCAACCUGGCGUUCAGUUCUACAAUUCGAAUUUCAUACCUGAGGAUCCUAAUAAAUACCAGGGGGAUAGGAGCAAGCUGAAGACGUUGGUUGGGAAAGGCGGAUGUCAUUAUUACAAGAAUGGGGCCAUGUGUUUUGAGACACAGAACUGGCCUGAUGCUGUUAACCACGCGAAUUUCCCUCCCGCGGUGCUGUACCCAGGCGACACCUACCACCACACAGUGAAAUACAAGUUUUUUGUAAACUAGAUCAGUGCAUUGAUUAUGCCUCAGUAUUCAUGGAGACUGUUGUUUAUUUUGUAUAGUCUGUGAAACGCACAAUGCUCUGCAUAAAAGCUUAUUCAACUGUAUUUUUUGAAUCGCAAAUAUUAUUGUGUAUACGUAAUUCCAAACAAAGCCGUAAUUUUUGUAUAAACAAUAUUAUUCCCUGUGUGUAUUUUAAAUAAAGAGAUAGAUAAUGACUGAA
Acanthoscelides obtectus is the source of this 1943-nucleotide messenger RNA. The record is from the annotation of a GenBank genome assembly. Lineage: Eukaryota; Metazoa; Arthropoda; Insecta; Coleoptera; Chrysomelidae.